This is a messenger RNA of Nothobranchius furzeri (turquoise killifish), 2925 nucleotides long. It is a transcript of the gene npy2rl, whose product is annotated as neuropeptide Y receptor Y2, like. Gene Ontology annotation, biological process: G protein-coupled receptor signaling pathway. Gene Ontology annotation, molecular function: neuropeptide Y receptor activity; neuropeptide binding. Gene Ontology annotation, cellular component: plasma membrane; neuron projection. The record is from RefSeq and is a predicted model, not a curated record. NCBI's taxonomy places the organism in Eukaryota, Metazoa, Chordata, Actinopteri, Cyprinodontiformes, Nothobranchiidae.
AAUGAGCCUGAGAAGAUAAUCUUGGAACGUUCUCCCCAGCUGCAGGACAACUCCGGUUUGCGCCGGAGGUCAGAUGGGUGGAGCCAUGAGAAGCUCUGGUGGAGUGUUGUCUACCUGUGGAGAUGUUCCUCGCUCUCUGCCUCCCCAGUGACCCACCUGCAGGUACCUGCUCUACCCAGAACACACGACUCCUGAGCUGAGCUCUGCAGAUACCAGACAUUCUGGUGCAGGAGGACACCAGAACCCUCCAUCAUCUGUGUCAGACUGAAGGGUGGAAGCUCGGUGAUGCUCUAGGGAAGGAGGUCCAGGAGGUUCUAGAUGAUGACGAGACCUCUGGUUUGAGUUUGGAGGGAUCUGGUCCAGGUCAGGACCCCCGCCGGACCACAUGAACCUAGACCAGGAGCUGGACCGAGCCCAUCUGGAUGUCAGGAGGGAAGCCUCAGAACCCAGAAGAGCACAAAGCUUCUGCAGAACUUAGAGACAUGAAAAAGUUCUGCUCCUCCUCCUGAUCCAGAACCAGUCUCUCCUCCCUCUCCUCUCAUCAGAACCCCUCCUACCGGACCCUACCAGACCCAGCGCUCGGUUCCGUGCGUAAAAGCGCUUCACUCGCGUUGGACAGCAGAGCGUGCGGACGGACCUCCGGUACCGGAGGAGGAGACGGGUUAAACCCCGAACUUGAACCUACCUGCAGCCCCACCUGGACCAGUUGGUCUGACGGUCCCGGUCUCGGUCAGAGUUGGACCGUGGAGGGAUGCCACAGAACCGAGGAGAGAAGUUCGCGUGUUAACGAGCCGGACCGAGAGGAGGUUCGGUUCGGACGGACCUGGAUCUAAAGCAGCUGCUGCCGUGGAUGGCAGCGGAGAGCCGCGGGACGGGUCCAGUCCGGGCGGAACCGGAGCGCUCCGAACCGGGAUCUGGGUCCGGAACCGGAGCUCCGCGCUGAGCCCGGAGAGAGCAGGUGGCGACAGAGAGCAGUUGUAAAAUGGAUUUAUCGCCUGGAAUCCUAUGAUCAAAUAUGGAGGCCAUCAACGCCACGCAGGAGGUCUCCCACCCCUCGAAUGACAACAAUCCUGGUUACCAUGACUACGAUUCAAGCAUCGACAUCCCGCCUCCAGCACUGCCCACAGGCGUGGAGGGGGUGACUUUUCCUGAGGACCCCAUCAGGUUGCUCAGUGUUCAGGUGGUGCUGAUUCUGGCUUACAGCACCAUCAUCGUGCUGGGGGUUCUGGGUAAUUCUCUGGUCAUCUACGUCAUCUAUCGCUUCAAGACCCUACGGACCGUCACCAACUUCUUCAUCGCUAACCUGGCUGUUGCCGACCUGCUGGUCAACACGCUGUGCCUCCCCUUCACCCUGGUCUACACGCUGCAGGGGGAGUGGAAGUUCGGCAGCACCCUCUGCUUCCUGCUGCCCUUCGCCCAGGGCCUCGCCGUGCACGUGUCCACGCUCACGCUCAACGUCAUCGCCCUGGACCGCCACAGGUGCAUCGUGUACCACCUGGAGACCAGGAUGCGUAAGGACGUGUGUUUCGGUGUGAUCGCUCUCACCUGGGUCCUGAGCGGCGUCCUGGCCAGCCCUCUGGCCAUCUUCAGAGAGUACGGCUCCUUCACCCUGGAGCCAGGACACACCAUCCAGGUUUGUACGGAGAAGUGGCCCGGUAAGAACACCGAUGGAACCCUCUACAGCAUCUCCAUGCUGAUCCUGCAGUACUUCCUGCCGCUGUCCAUCAUCUCCUUCGCCUACGCUCGCAUCUGGUCCAAACUACGAGGCCACGUCAGCCCAGCGGAGAAUGGCGGCACCAGCAGCGCCGGCUCCGAGCGACACCGCCGGCGCCGCAAAACCACUAAGAUGCUGGUGACCAUGGUGGUGGUGUUUGCCGUCAGCUGGCUGCCCUUCCACGCCUUCCAGCUGGCCACCGACAUCGACAGCACGGUGCUGGACAUGCGCGACUUCCGCCUGCUCUACACCCUCUUCCACGUGGUGGCCAUGUGCUCCACCUUCGCCAACCCGCUGCUCUACGGGUGGAUGAACCGCAACUACCGCGCCGCCUUCCUCGCUGUCUUCAAGUGUCGUAGGGAGAGGGGGAGGGGAGGGCGGCUGGACAGCAUCCAUCCCACCGGGGGAGGGGGAGGAGGGAGGGCAAAGAAGAUUGUUCUGGAGACCCAGGACGCCAUGUCGGCCCAUCUGAACGCCACUGAUGUGUGAGGACAGUCAGAGGAACCUUGGUGGAGGAGAACAGAAGAGGAUGGAGCAGAAGGACGUCAGGAGAAGAGGAGGAGGAGACGAUGGAGGACUAGAGACUCUGGGACUUUUGGGACAACAGGAGGAGCGUCUCUGAGAGGAUGUGACUUCCUGAGCUGGGAGAAGAACUUUUUGGACUAAUUGUACUUUUGAUGGAUGUAAGAAAAUCUGAUUGAGCUGAAAAGUAACGUGUCUUCUUCUCCUCCUCCUGUUCAUGUCCAACAGCAGGAGGACUCAUCUGAUGCUUGAGGACGUCUGACCUCAUAUGAAUGAAACUGAACAGACUGAAGGAGGAUGAAGAGGAGAUCUUCAUCAGAAGAAGAGGAUGGAGGCUGGAUGUAAAACUGCUGUCAGACCAACUCAUGAAUGUUUCAACAUAAAAACUCGGGUUUUCAGAUUCAUUCUGACUUUAUUGUUUUUAUACAUUUGCUGGUUAAGAAGCUCCAGGUUGUGUUUUGGGCUGAAUAUCGAGUUGCAUUCAUCACAGAGAUAAAUAAUGAGAAUAAAAACAAGCAGACUGGGAUAUAACACAACAAAGACUCAAACAUUUAAUGUUAAAUAAAAACAAGUGAGCGAGUUUUACUGACGUCACGGCUCCUUUAUGGAGUACCAGAGGGUCAGUCGUUGCUUUUAACCUCCAUGAACUUUUGUUUCCUCUAAAUAAAGAAGAAAGUCUCUGAACUGCA